GUACAUGCACAUGUAGGACAAAAUUGAUAGAUAAGAACUAACCGGACAAUUUUCAUAAUAAAUAAUUGCCGCUUCAGAUAUAUGCACGAUGUGGAAAGUUCAAAUCUUAUUGGUUAUAUGUUCUUUAUUCUGGAGUUUAGAUGCGUCUUGUCCAAGCGGAUGGAUGCGUCACAAUAAUGCAUGUUAUCAUUUUAGUCACGACCUGGAGGACUGGUCAAGCGCUAUGAAUAUGUGUCACAUUUUAGGAGGAACAUUAGUAGAAAUCGAGACAGCUGCAGAGAACGCUUUCCUUGCGUCUAUGGCGAUAAACUUUAAUGAAAAUUACUGGAUAGCUCUUAGUGAUAUACAAGAAGAAGGGGUCUGGGUAUGGAUGGAGACCAAUACUCCAAUGUCACAAACUGGAUAUUCAAACUGGAUGCCAGGUGCGCCUGAUAAUGUGAAAAAUAAUGAAAACUGUGGUACAUUGAUUGGAAUAAACUAUGAUGGACACUGGAAUGAUUGGCAUUGUAGCAGUGAUACUCUGCAAUACAUAUGCGAAAAACAAGACACUGAUGGAGUAUUUGUGGGUUAACCCUUUUAUCAUUUGUAUGACUUUGUGUCAAAGCAACUGAAAUAAACAUCUUAUAAA
Messenger RNA from Ruditapes philippinarum (Manila clam), 628 nucleotides. Its product is annotated as perlucin-like protein. Lineage: Eukaryota; Metazoa; Mollusca; Bivalvia; Venerida; Veneridae. The record is from RefSeq and is a predicted model, not a curated record. Bases 89 to 571 code for a protein of 160 amino acids. The transcript is spliced from 5 exons.